CUUAUAGGCCAAAUUUGUUUGGUACGUUCGUGUGACUAUGAUCCAAAUAAAAAUACAUAGUUUUUUUUAAUUUUUAAAUAUAAUUAUGAAAGGUUAAAAAUCCAUAAAAAAAAAUAGCCAUAUUUGCUUAAGACGCUAGCUUUUCUAUAAAUACAUCAUAGCCAUGUGUAAUUGAUCAUCAGAUUAAGUUCCGUGGUUAUCCCAUUAACCUUCUUUCUACACAACACAAACUAUAUAUAAAGAUCACACAUGUAAUAAUAAAUUCUGCAACUAUUACAAUCAUUCUCGCUUGUUGUAUCAACGUAGACGUCAUUGUAUUUGGAUUGUUGAAUAAAGGCGGCGUUACUUUUUUUUCUUUCUUUUUGCCUCUUAGGAUCUUUGUCUCUGGAAAAUGAAGGAAAACGCAGGUAACCCUUUGCAUCUCACGUCACUGAACCAUGUCUCUGUCUUGUGCCGUUCCGUCGACGAAUCUAUGAACUUUUACCAAAAGGUGUUAGGGUUCAUCCCGAUUCGAAGACCUGAAUCCUUGAAUUUUGAAGGCGCUUGGUUGUUUGGUCAUGGGAUUGGAAUACACCUACUCUGUGCCCCAGAACCAGAGAAACUUCCCAAGAAAACUGCGAUUAAUCCCAAGGAUAAUCACAUCUCUUUCCAGUGUGAGAGUAUGGGAGUAGUGGAGAAGCAGCUGGAGGAAAUGGGGAUAGAGUAUGUAAGGGCAUUAGUAGAAGAAGGAGGGAUCCAAGUGGACCAGCUCUUCUUCCACGACCCUGAUGGCUUCAUGAUCGAGAUCUGCAACUGUGACAGCCUCCCCGUUGUCCCCCUCGUAGGAGGAAUGGCUCGGUCUUGCUCAAGAGUCAAACUCCACCAGAUGGUGCAGCCACAACCGCAGACUCAGAUCCACCAAGUGGUCUACCCCUAAACAGCUCACUUUAUCUUUAUAUAUUGUGUGUGUUUGUGUAUUAUUGGUGUGCUUGGUUUUGGGUGGAAUAUUCAAUAAGAGACCGAUGUGAAUCAGCGAAUGUGAUGCCCUUCGAGGAAAUGAUCAUUCCUUUUGCUCCACAGGCUAAUAUAAUAUAAUCAAGGGAAAUAAUGCUUACAUAUGUAAAUUGGUUAAUGAAGUUGGUUCUAUUUAACGCU
Molecule: messenger RNA, 1134 nt
Organism: Arabidopsis lyrata subsp. lyrata
Lineage: Eukaryota; Viridiplantae; Streptophyta; Magnoliopsida; Brassicales; Brassicaceae
Exons: 3
Coding region: 392-916 (174 amino acids)
Source: RefSeq, a predicted model, not a curated record